CAGCGCAAUGGAGCGGAUGGAGAUCACGGACCUCGUCAGCGGCAAACCGAUGGAGAUGAUACGCCUCGGCAGCGGCAAGGUCGAGGACUAUCCGUUCGUGAGGCGGCUCCGCAACCGGCGGCUCCUCACCUACCUCUGGCUCCAGGGCUUCGACGCCGCCUACGACAGCGUCGUGCAUGAGACGGAUGUGCGGCAGAUGAGCAGGCUGCAUCUACGGCAGCUGGUGGUCUGGGGCCAGUUGAGAGAGGCCGUCAAGUACAUGACGCGCUUCCUGCCGCCGGCCCUCGACCGGGGCGUCGAGACCCGUUCCCUCCUCGUCUUCCUCCACGCGCUCUGGUCGCUGGCCAACGUCGCCGCGUGCUCGGCGGGCGGCCUCGUGAACGGCACCGUGCACCGCCACCUCGAACUCCUGACGAGCAUGUCCAGUCACAACGCCAAGCUCAACUCCAUCCUCCAAUACACACUCCACUCGCCGCAAUUCAGGGCGUCCCUGGACUGGAUACUGGUGAGGGAGAAGGCAUCGUGGGUUGCCGAUGACUUGGCUCUCCAGACUCCUGAGUUGAGACGCAAGUUGCAAUUGCCCAGCGGCCCAGGUCGCCCGCAGGACUUGCUUCCCAUCGGCCCACUUCGUCCAAGGCGCCACCGGAGGGGACAAUUCCGGCGGCCAAAGCCAGAGGCAAUUGCCAAGGGCUAUCUCAACUGGAAGAGGAGCGUGCACUCUGCAAACCCACUUUAUGGAUUGCCCGAGGAUGCACUCGGCCGGGUAGCAGAUCUUAUUGAGUGUUUAAAAGCUGGUAAACUUCCGGUGCUCCAUCAAGGGAACCCACUUCAAUCAGAUGCAAAGGAAGAUUGGAAAAACACUGGGACCUCAUCAGUCUCAAAUGCAGGUAAAUUAAUUAGUUGGAAGUUGGAACACAGUGUUUGGCUACAUGUCGUCGUCUGCGAAAUUCGUUUCAGGUGCUCCAGUUUUCAUAGGUGAUGCUAAUUGUCCUUGGUGCUCAUCAGCUGCAAAAUCAGUCUCACAGCCCAUUAAAAUCCCUUGGAUCGCAUCUGCCACAAAUGGAGAGCUCCGGCCUGCUACGGCGAAAGAAGAGAAGAUCGUCAGGGUUCCGUUGGAAGAAAGAAUCCAGGAGAAGAUUUGAUAACUGUUGAGGAACAUAAUCCUGAUAGAAGGCGGCAAUGGACUAAAUUCAUAAGGCUUAGUAUAAGUGGUCCUUUUUUUUUUGCUUUACAUAGGACGCGUGACUGGAGAAGUUAAAUCAUUUACUUCCAUGAACAUUUA
Molecule: messenger RNA, 1282 nt
Organism: Triticum dicoccoides
Lineage: Eukaryota; Viridiplantae; Streptophyta; Magnoliopsida; Poales; Poaceae
Exons: 10
Coding region: 8-979 (323 amino acids)
Source: RefSeq, a predicted model, not a curated record